Molecule: messenger RNA, 1875 nt
Organism: Talaromyces stipitatus ATCC 10500
Lineage: Eukaryota; Fungi; Ascomycota; Eurotiomycetes; Eurotiales; Trichocomaceae
Product: oligomycin resistance ATP-dependent permease yor1, putative
Exons: 6
Coding region: 1-1875 (624 amino acids)
Biological process (GO): transmembrane transport
Cellular component (GO): membrane
Molecular function (GO): ABC-type transporter activity; ATP hydrolysis activity; ATP binding
Source: RefSeq, a predicted model, not a curated record
AUGCCCAACUCCACAUUGCUGCGGUACCUCUCGGGCGGUGGGGUCUUCCCGACCACGCCGCGCCGCGCCGCGGAGGUAACACGCCUCACAAAGCGGCGAGAGGGAGAGUCCGAGUUGGGUAAAGUGAUCGAUGUCUACCGUAAGCAGUGCUGUCGCGAACUUAUGCGAACAGGGGCCCUAGAACAACCAAUUUUGUAUCUGGGAGCACUGUUUGUGUCUACACUUGCUGCAUUGGGCCUGAGCCUACUUCUACUCAAGGAGAGUCAGCGGUCUUAUAGAGCAUCGGAUUUUACUACUUUAUAUCUUCUUGCAUCUACACUGUGCGAUGUUAUAAUACUCGCUGCUCCUUCGCAGGUCGAUAGACAUGCAUAUAUUUCACGUGCGGUAUCUUUCCGUUGCUGUAUACACUCGAUGCUUCUCGUCAUUGAAUGUUGUACUAAGCGGCAUGCCGCAUCUGAUGCUAUCAGGAAGCAGCGGGCUCCCGAAGAGCGACAUGGCAUCUUGAGCAGAAUAUUCUUCCUAUGGAUCAACCCAAUCCUUCUCCAGUGGUAUACCAACGUCCUCGUUAACCAAGAUCUGCCGCCGCUCAGUCAAUAUAUGAAGCCAGAGCUCACAAGGGAAGCAAUGAUUCAAGCAUGGUCUAAAGUAGCCAAACCCGAAACAAAGAUGAGUUUACCCUUGGCCUUGAUGAAGUGCGUAAAGCAACCUUUUCUCGCUGCUAUUGUGCCUCGACUCUUCUUGAUCAUCUUUCAGUAUUCUCAACCUAUCUUGAUUAGAGAGAGUAUCAGAUAUGUUGUAGCAUAUCCUACGAAUACAGAAAGUAAUCAAGGAUUUUGGCUUGUUCUAUCCGCUAUCGCUGUCUAUCUUGGUCUCGCUUUGUCGACAGCGGUUUAUCAACACCGGAAGAAUAGACUGAAGCUCAUGACUAGAAGCUGUCUCGUCGGGGUUAUUCAUCACAAAAUAAUAAACUCACCUGCCGUCUCGUAUGACAAUGGGGAAGCCACUACACUCAUGAGUACCGAUGCAGAUAGUCUCGACGAUGUUGCUGGAAUGGUUCAUGAGAUAUGGGCCCAUGUCAUCGAAGUGAUUAUCGGUAUUGGAUUACUAGCUAGCCAGGUGGGCUGGAUUUGGCCUCUUCCGCUACUUCUGAUCUAUUUAUGCUCAUAUAUGAGUCGAUUCGUUACAAAGAAUCUACAGCCUCGCCAGAAAGCUUGGAAUAGUACAACGCAGAGUCGUAUAGCUGCUAUAAGCUCUAUGUUAAGCUCAAUGAAAGUCGUCAAGAUGCUGGGAUAUCAACAUAAUCUUGUGAACCGCAUUCAAGAGCUUCGAGGAGAGGAGCUCUGGGCGGCAUCAAAACUUAGAUGGAUAAUGGUCUACUACAACAUGUCAGCCAACGCUCUUGGAAUAUUCUCUCCGGCCAUAACACUGGUUAUCUCAGCACUUAUAUCGGUGGCUCGUGGUGGAAGGUUGGAUACAGAAACUGCAUUCACCACUAUAGCCAUUCUGAGCAUGGUCACACAUCCUGCUAAUAUGGUUAUGACUAUUGUGCCGCGGGUAGUGGCGGCAUUUGCUGGGUUCGAAAGAAUUCAAGCAUUCUUGCUUCAACCAUCCUUACAGGAUACUCGUCAAAUACUACAAGAAGAGACUCAAUCUAGCCCUGCCAUUCAAAUUCGUGACGUACAAAUCGGCCAUGAAUCGGUUGUUCUACAGAACAUAAAUAUCGAAGUGGCACCAGGGUCAUUUACCAUAAUAUCAGGCCCUACGGGCAGUGGUAAAUCGAAUCUGUUGCGUGCUAUUCUUGGCGAAGUCACUCCUACCCAAGGUUCAAUCAGUUUGUCGACUCGAAAUAUAGCAUAUUGUGCACAGAAGCCGUAG